Molecule: messenger RNA, 2963 nt
Organism: Colletotrichum godetiae
Lineage: Eukaryota; Fungi; Ascomycota; Sordariomycetes; Glomerellales; Glomerellaceae
Exons: 8
Coding region: 281-2803 (840 amino acids)
Biological process (GO): regulation of DNA-templated transcription; DNA-templated transcription
Cellular component (GO): nucleus
Molecular function (GO): zinc ion binding; DNA-binding transcription factor activity, RNA polymerase II-specific; DNA binding
Source: RefSeq, a predicted model, not a curated record
GCCACCCCCAACUUUCCCACCUCAUAAACACAGGAAUCCUCUUUUGAUCCCCUCUUGCAUCGUCGCGUCGCACGAUUCCAUGGCCGACGAUUGACACGUAACCGACGUUGAGAGGAGCCACACGGAGAAGCGCCCGCGCCGCUCGCACAAACACCCUCGUCUGCGGCGUUCAUCGGAUCUUUGACUCUCGGUCACCCGCCGACCGGACCGGGCUCUGUCCGGGACGCCGCCGCCACCGCUGCCGUCAGCCUGUUGCUGAGCGCCGAUCACUCGAGCCGGUAUGGAUCUGACUACACCGGCGCCGGCUUCGGGAUCGCAGCCCCCCGAUGGCUCUGACGGCGAUAUUCCGUCCUGCCAGGGCUGUAGGCGCCGCAAGCUGCGGUGUUCCCGCGACCAGCCGAUAUGUUCGCACUGCAAGCGGUUGGACUCGCCAUGCGUGUACGAUCUGAAGAAGAAUAAGCCGGGUAUCAAGCCUGGGGCGGUUGAGAGUCUGAAUCGCCGAGUGGAGGUUUUGGAGAAUGCUCUAUUGCAAAAGUCCAGUGAAGGAUCCUACCCGACCUCAAAUGGCAACGGCAACACAGAGUCGCACAGCGCGCCUGCCGAGUCCCAGAAUGUGGUCGGAAUUCUCUCCUUGUUGGCGCGUGAGCUUCACAAACUCAAUUCGAAGACCAAAGCUGGCUCUCAAGCCGGCACACCUGAAGGGGUGGCUGAGCAUCCCGUGUUCUCUCCAACAACGUCUAGUUCCUCCAGGCGAAAUACUAUCGACGGAAUUGAAAUUGUCUCACAUCCUCAUAAUCAACCAAGAAAGCGUCGUAGGGUCGAUAGCUGCGGCAACCCCAACAUCGAUCUGGCUUUCCCCUUGGAAGACUUGGAAAACAUCACGACAAGCCUGCCAUCGCCCGAACUCUUGGAGGACAUAAUCAACAUUCAUUUCAACAUCAUUCAGCCCUGGAUCCCCAUCCUUCACGAGACCCAAUUUCGAAGAAGGGUGCAUGACCCAGAACAGCUGCCCCGCUUGGUGGUCGUUCUCCAUGCCAUGGUAGUGGCAGCUCUUCGUUUCGUCGACAACUCGGAAAUCCGACUGUCAGCAAUCGAGGUAGAGCGCCGGACAUCACGGUCAAGAAACAUCGUCAUACUCAACGCAAUGGACCACCUCUCGGUCGAGAAUCUGCAAGCGCUGGUCAUUCUAGCCUUCAAUGAUAUCGGAAACGGAGAUGCGUCGAAAGCUUGGUCGAUCGUCGGCUCUCUUACAAGAACCGUCGAGUACCUUCAAAUGAGCAUCGAAGCUGAUCACCAAGAUAAAGAACCUCUUCUGAAGCCAUUGCCGUCAAUACCACCACCCCAGAACUGGACCGAAGAAGAAGAACGGCGGCGAGUCUUUUGGAAUAUCUUCAACCUUGAUAGAUUUUGCUCAGUUACGACAGGAUGGAACACAAGUCUGACAUCCGACGAUGUUUACCGCCGACUUCCUGCCGACGGUGGCCUUUGGCAUAAAGAAGAGUCGGUCAUCACUCCCUUCUUUGGUAUUUGGGAUCGAUCAGCCGCCAAGAUGGGCAACUCCAUCGCCUUCUUACCAGCACAUUACCCCAGCCCGGAGCAGACGGCUGAUGCGCCACCGCAAACUCCUAUCACCGCCCAUCCUCGCAAAGGUCCCAACACCGUCGAUAUGACAACAGUUGGGGCCUUUGCAUACUGCAUAGAAGCGACCGAGUCGCUUAGUAGAGUCACGACUUACUUCCUUCAACAGAAGAUCAACUUCCAGGAUAGACAGGAAGUUAGCAGCUGGCUCACCCGAUUCAAGGAGUUGGACCUACGUCUAGUGCACUGGAAGAUGUUCCUGCCUCAGAAGUGGAAAGACUCCAACAUCUCUCGCCAACCCGCUCUCAUCAACAUGGACCCCAACCUUACCCUCGCACACAUCACCCACAACACCUCAAUGAUUCUACUCCACCAACGCAUAGCUUAUCCAGAGCCUCGAUGGUCUAAUAUCGUAAAGCUCCCUAGCUUCUGUAGCGCCGAAACGUGCCAAGAAGCGGCUGUCGAGACGACAACCAUCACGGAGAAGUACUUGAAGUACACUCCCGAAAACAGCCCAGCUACCAGCCAGUUCGCCUUUUGCGUCUUCAUCAGCGCUCGAGUACUCCUCGUCCACUGGCGAUACUACGACGCUGAGCUUGCUCCAGAAUUCUGGACCCUGGUUGAGAGCAUGGAGGAGAUGGCCAAGCGCUGGGUCGGGCCCAUCCUCAAAGAAAAGCACUCUCAGUGUCUCGCUGGGAAAUAUGCUGCGCAACUCCGCGACCUCCAUCACAAGUGCCAAGCAGAUCCUCAGUUCACUGUUGAUGUCUUGGGAUACUCCUCCGGCAUCGGUGGACAGGGGUGCAGUCCUGCUGCUCAAACGCCGGCAUUCAGCCACCAGCAGGGCAAUGCUUUGUUCGCCCAGAGCUCCAACAGGGUAGCACCGCCUGCUUCAAGUCCGUUGGCGCCGAACCAGACGACCGCACUAUCGCAGCCUCGGCCGCCGCCCCUCUUCCAGAAUCAACAGUCGCAGGGCCAGAUGCGGCAGGGGUCGAUGCUGGGCCCUAUGGGAUCGCCUAUGCCGAUGACGGGGUUCACUCCAAGAGAUUCGGAUGCGCCUGAUGAACUCUCUGCCAUCUCGCACAUGCUGAUGGAUCAGAGAUUCAUGGAGAUGGACAGGAUCAUCAGCUUCGAUGACAUGAUGUUUACAGCGCAAACGGCGAACAGCGGUAAUGCGUCCAUGCCAGUCAACGGCUGGGGACCUGUUGAUAAUUCACAGCUGGAAUGAGAAAGAAGUGAAGGAGUUCGCAUGCGAAAAACGAUUUCAUAUUCUAUUCGUGAUACCCUCAUUUAGCCUGUACAUACACAAAGUACUAUAAAUUACACCAAUCCCAUCUUCAGUAGUCUGUUGCCGAAUUCGAUCAAGUAGUAGUCACCGUAAACCAAAC